Molecule: messenger RNA, 5471 nt
Organism: Mercenaria mercenaria
Lineage: Eukaryota; Metazoa; Mollusca; Bivalvia; Venerida; Veneridae
Product: fatty acid desaturase 2-like
Exons: 10
Coding region: 104-1420 (438 amino acids)
Biological process (GO): lipid metabolic process
Cellular component (GO): membrane
Molecular function (GO): heme binding; oxidoreductase activity, acting on paired donors, with oxidation of a pair of donors resulting in the reduction of molecular oxygen to two molecules of water
Source: RefSeq, a predicted model, not a curated record
UCUCAAAGAGCGUUUGGUUUGAUUCAGACUAAGUCCUUUUGAUCACUUCCGCGAAGUUUAUUGUAGAAAAAUUCAUAUUCAUAUCUAGAUCUAAGCUGAAAACAUGGGAAAAGGUGGAAGAAAAGUAGAAAAUGGAUAUGAUACUACUUCAGUUAAAAGCUUUUCUUGGGAUGAAAUUCAGAAACACAACAAAAAGACAGACAGUUGGAUCGUCCUAAACGGAAAAGUGUACAACGUGACAAAUUUCAUGAAAAAACAUCCCGGUGGUGCGAGAGUGUUGUCAAGUUACGGCGGUCAAGAUGCUACGGAUGUAUGGACUGCCAUGCAUAAUGACAAAGACUUUGUUGGAAAAUAUUUAAAGCCGUUGUACAUCGGAGAUGUUCUGGAUUACAAUGUUACGGAGGUGCAAAAGGACUUCAGAGAGUUACAGAAGUAUGUAGAGAAUAACAAUCUUCUACGAGUGAAGCCCAUGUUUUAUGUAGCACAUCUUGUGAGCAUUCUUCUGUUAGAAGUUGCCGGGUAUCUGAUACUGUCUCGGCUGGGAACUUCAUGGUUGCCAUAUCUAGCUGCCGUCAUGUGCUUUGUAGUCUCUCAGGCUCAAGCAGGAUGGUUACAACAUGACUUUGGUCAUCUGUCAGUAUUCAACAGUCGAAAAUUAAAUCAUAUCGCACAUCAUCUCAUUAUUGGUCAUAUAAAGGGAGCUUCAUCUCAUUGGUGGAAUUUUAGACAUUUUCUUCAUCAUGCGAAACCAAAUAUUAUCAAGGUUGACCCAGAUGUUGAGGUGGCCAACUUAUUCUUGCUUGGAGAAACAUUGCCGAAACUGUUCGGACAAAAGAAACGUGGAUUCAUGCCAUAUAAUUUUCAGCAUAUUUAUUUCUUCUUACUUACACCCCUUCUACUGCCGACUUACUUUGUGUAUGAGAACCUGUAUUUUGUUGUCAAAAGAAGAGAUUAUUGGGACCUGUUCUUCACUCUUACAUUUUUCUACCGAAUGUUUGCCACACUGACGCCAAUUCUUGGAGUGUGGGGUGUAAUUGGACUUUUUGUGUUUGAAAGGACAAUAGAGAGUCACUGGUUUGUUUGGUGUACUCAGAUGUCUCAUAUACCUAAUGAAGUUGACUUUGAUGCUUCAAAAGAUUGGUUCAAGCUUCAGUUGGACUCAACAUGUAAUGUGGCACCAAGCUUUUUCAAUGACUGGUUCUCAGGACACUUAAACUACCAGAUUGAACACCAUUUGUGGCCAAUGAUGCCAAGACACAACUUUAAGAAGAUUGCACCUCUGGUUGAGUCACUAUGCAAGAAACAUGACAUACAAUACAGAUGUAAACCAUCGCUGCUGAGUGCAUUUGGUGAUGUGGUCAGAUCUUUAGAGGAUUCUGGAGAGAUUUGGUACAACGCCUAUUAUGAAGGGCUGCAUUAAACUCUGUAUCUUGUUCUCGGACUGUCACAGAUGAUCUCUUCCCAGGAUGAUCCAAGUGCAUGCAUAGAUGUGCAUGUGAGGCUAUAAAAAUACUCUUUGAUUGCUCAACUGUUAAGAACGUAUUCUUUGAUUGAAAAGCUGUGAAAGAGUGACAUCUUUUAUUCAAUUGCUGGUACAACUUAAGAUUCUUGUAUAAUUUUGUAACUGUGUUUCAAAAGUUGAUUGAUUUUAUUUUUAUUCAAGUGUCUUUUCUUUGUUUCCCUCUCAAAAGUACAAAAACAACAUGAAUAUCAAGUAUAUUAAGAGUUAUGCCUUUAAAUUGGCAUAUAUUUUAUGCAGUAAUUUCUCUUUUUCACAAUAGACUUUAUAUCAUAAAUUAAUGAAUAUUAACGAGUUGAUUGAUAUUAAGAAAUCAGUAAGUUUGAAAAAAGUUAAAGGAUGCAUAUUGAUUUUAUACCAAGUAUAUUUGUUUAAAGCAAUUUGAGUAUUACAUGUAGGUAGCAAAAGGUCUUUUAAAACGAGACAAUUUGUAGCUUGUCUUCUGUAUUUUGUUUACUUCUAAUCAGCUGUUUUCUUUUUAUUCAUUUUACAUGUCAUGGUUUAUUUAUAAUCAAAAUGUUGAAAAUCUUUGUAGAUGUGCAGUAGAUUGGUGUUAUGGAGUUAUUAAAUGUUUAGAAAGUUGAACAUUGGUUUAACAUUGCCAUAAUAGCUAUCUUUAAAAUGUAUGAUUCCUUGACAAGGUUUAUAAUCCUGCAAACACUAACACUGUAACAGUACCAUUUCCAUGGCUGUAAUAAGUAGUAUUACAUAUAUCUAUUUUUCAUUUUUGUUAUUGUUACUUAAUAUAUUUAUAUGCAAUGUGGCAUAAGAUUGGAGUGAAAUCAUACCACUGCCUAUAUUUCUGCAAAUCAUUGAUUUAGUUUUUAAAUUUUUUAGGUUUUCUGCGUGAAUUUUCUAUAUUUAUAUAUAUAGUCAUGUUAACUUAAUGUUAAUAUAACACUUUUGAAUGCUUGAAAUUAUAGUAUUUGUAUUUUUCAGUCUCGUUUACAUGAAUGUGAAAAUCUGAUUCUUUAAUAAUUGAUUAUAAUUAUAUUUAAGUAAACUGUAAAGCUUGGAAAUUAAGAUCUGAUAGAUUUCUGAUACAUUUUUGUAGGCAAUAAUAACAUAUCUUUUUAUGUUUAAAGGAAUUUUUUAUACCAAACUUGUUUAUGUUUGUGUGAAUUAUUAGUCAUAUUUUGUAAAGAAUACAAAAGAAUUUUUUUGGUUCGAUCAUUAUGUACAUUUAGGUUACAAGUUUUUAUAGACGUUAUUUUUAUUUUGCUCUGCAGUUAUUUAUUACCAGACUUCACUGAUAUUAAAAGUAUUCAAGAGAAAACUAAACUCUGGAGUAAUGGACACAACUCGUACUUCUUUGUACAGGCAGGAUUUAUGGAGUGUUUGGUCUAAGAAAUGAUACAGUAUCUCACAUCUAGUCAAUAAUAACAAUAUAAUCAAAAUAUGUUCACCUGCAUUGAACUGGAAAUUGUAAAUUAGCUGGCUGUUGGUGUUAAUGAGCUAUACAAAAUAAAUACCAAUACAAAAAAAAAAAUCAGCACCUAUGUUGCAUUAAACCACAAAAAACUUACCUUCAGCUUUAACUAAUGAAAAUUGUGGGGAGAAACCUAUUUUUGAAACCAGGGUGUUUAUUUUGACAAUUCGAUUUUAAAGUAUUUGCUAAAAUUGUUAAGCAUAUUUAAAAGAUUAAUAGUUAAUAACAGAAAAUUGAUAAUGUUGAUAUUAUUUACUUAAUCAAAAUCACCACCGUAUAAUGUUUCAGUCUGUAAAUUGUAAAAGGAUUAUUAAAGACAUGAAUAGCUUAAUUGCCAAGUGUAAAAAAACAUUAGUGGCCUAACAGUUAACAAGUAAUGGCCAUGAAGAAUAACAUCAAUGGCUUACAUGUUAGUAGAUAAUGGUCAGAAAAAACAGUAAUGGCUGACAUGAAAACAGAAAUUGGCCAAGUAUAAAAGACAUUAGAUGGCCAACUUGUUAACACAUGAUGGAGAGAUGGAGAAACAGUAAUGGCCUUCAUGUUAACAAAUAAUGGCCAAGUAUAAAAACAUUAAUAGCCUAUAUGCUAACUGAUAAUGGCCAAGUGUAAAAAAAACACUAGAUGGCCGACUUGUUAAAACGUGAUGGAGGGGUGGAGAAACACAAAUGGCCUACAUGUUAACAAAUAAUGGCCAAGUAUAAAAACAUCAAUGGCCAACUUCUUUACACAUGAUGGAGAGCUGGAGAAACAAGUAAUGGCCUACAUGUUAACAAAUAAUGGCCAAGUAUAAAAACACCAAUUGCCAACUUCUUUACACAUGAUGGAGAGGUGGAGAAACUAGUAAUGGCCUACAUGUUAACAAAUAAUGGCCAAGUAUAAAAACAUCAAUGGCCAACUUCUUUACACAUGAUGGAGAGCUGGAGAAACAAGUAAUGGCCUACAUGUUAACAAAUAAUGGCCAAGUAUGAAACAUGAAUGGCCAACUUCUUUACACAUGAUGGAGAGCUGGAGAAACAAGUAAUGGCCUACAUGUUAACAAAUAAUGGCCAAGUAUAAAAACAUGAAUGGCCAACUUCUUUACACAUGAUGGAGAGCUGGAGAAACAAGUAAUGGCCUACAUGUUAACAAAUAAUGGCGAUAAAAAAAAACUGUUAUUUGCAUGAGAAGUGUUGAGAAGACAGAAAAAAUGUAAAUCAGAUUUAGUCAAUGUGCCAUAUACAUAUAUUGCACAAAGUACCUGUACAUUUGUACACAAACAUUUAAUAAUUUUGCAAUCUUAUAGCAUAAUAUUACACUAUGUAUUGAUAACCAUGUCUCAGUUUCUAUUGUCUGUGAUAUACAUUUUUUCUUACUUGUAUUUUGCUAUGAAAUUUUAUUUCUAAGACCACCGGUUUAUGAUUUGUUGAUUUUAAGGUAUUUAGUUUCACAGAAUGUAUGUUUCAGAGAUGUUUUCAAAAAUUACUUGUAAAUAUUGAAGUUUCAGGCAAAUGUAUAUUUUCUUGAUAGAAAAUUAAAAUUUGUUGUUUCUAAACAUCUAUAAAUGUGGUAUGGUGAUGCUAAAUACAGAUUUCUUAUAGCAAAUUUAUAUUGUUUUGAACAAACUUACAUAAAGUUUUCUAGCCAAGGUAAGUAGGUUUUUCAGUUAGGGGAAAUAAUUACUAAUUUGUUUUGGCAAGAUUGCCUCGCAUGUUAUUUAACAUCUGCUAUGUUUUUUGUGGGUUUUUUUUUGUGUGUUUUUUUUUUCAAACUUAAGAAAAUUUCACAGUGAUGAUGGUAUUGCAUGUUCGAAAUCAAUUACCAUUUAUAAGGUUCAGAAGAGUCAGAAUAUGUGAGAAACUUAAAUUGGGGGAAAAGCACCAUUUAAGGCAAUGCUUUUAGUGGAGGUCGAUUUUUUUACGCCUUAAUCAAGUUGAAGAAUUUUCAUUCAGUAUUUAACGUUUAAACCAGUGACAAAACUAAAUAGAAAAAGAUCACUUACUGCCUUGUAGUAAUAUUAUGUUUACUGUUAUUUAGAAACUAGACAAUCUUUGCAAUUUUGCAAGUCUUUUGUAUUUUUUCAAUAAAUAUUUUACGUACUGUUGAAUCAUUUAAUUUCGUGGGAACACAAUUUUGUGAUUUUGGCCAAAAUAGCUAUUCUUGGGGAUGUGAAAUCGUGGAAUUUGGUUUUUCAUGGUUAAAUGAAAGAAACUCUGUUUAUUAAUUAGGAUUUAAUUUCAUGAAUUGACACAACCAUAAAUCCGCGAAAAUUAAUUCUUCAUGAAAAUAUAUGAUUUUAAAGUAUUAUGUAAUUGUUUUUUUGUUGUUUUUUUUUCAGUCAUUUGCAGUUUCUUUCUUCAUAUGUUUUCUACGAAUUGAUAAUUUUGCAGUAUUCUAAUAUUUACUUUAAACAUUCCAGAGAUUCGUAUUCAUUAUAUAUUUAUUUUAGUAUGCCUUCUUUUGUUAUAUUGGUCUUUUAUUAAGCUGACAUAUCAUAACUAUGUUCUUUGUAUGCACUGAAACUCUCAAUAAAAUAAUAUUUUCUUA